Plectropomus leopardus (leopard coralgrouper) is the source of this 781-nucleotide messenger RNA. NCBI's taxonomy places the organism in Eukaryota, Metazoa, Chordata, Actinopteri, Perciformes, Serranidae. The record is from RefSeq and is a predicted model, not a curated record.
AUAGUUUUAAGGACAUUUCUCCCUUAUCCUUAAAAAAUUAUUAACUUAUAAUAAUUUCUCUCUCUGUCUUUUUAAACUACAGAAAAACUGGCGCCAUUCCAGGUUUCAAAGGGUUAAAAUAACUGGUUUAGUUACCUGCAGACAUAAAAAAUCUUCUUUUUCUUCUUGUUUUUCCGCAGAUCAAACUGUCGGACUUCGGUUUCUGCGCUCAGAUCAGUCCGCAAGUCCCCAAGAGGAAGUCUCUGGUCGGGACGCCGUACUGGAUGGCUCCAGAGGUGAUCUCCAAAAAACCCUACGGGACCGAGGUGGACGUCUGGUCUCUGGGCAUCAUGGUGGUCGAGAUGGUGGACGGAGAGCCGCCGUACUUCAGCGACACGCCCAUCACCGCCAUGAAGAAGCUGAGGGACGAGGACGCGCCGAGCGUGAAGAACAUCCACAGGGUGUCUCCAGUAUUGAAGGACUUCCUGGGCUGCAUGCUGACUCGUGACACGCAGCAGCGGUCCAGCGCCGCCGACCUGCUGAAGCACCCGUUCAUGCUGCAGGCCGACUCCCCGCGCUGCCUGGUGCCGCUGGUGGAGCAGCACCGCAAACGCAUGUCGCUCUGCUGACAGUCACCUGAGACUCACCUGAGAGACCGUUCACACCUGGUGUUAACCUGGGUGAUGUCAUCACAAGUGGACACAGACUGCCGCUGUCGUGCAGCAGUCGCCUUUGUCAUGACUGGAUUGUGUGUCGUAAAACUUAUAUUUCUCGACCUCUACAAAUAGUCUCUCCUCAUUUG